Messenger RNA from Musca domestica (house fly), 9205 nucleotides. Its product is annotated as serine-rich adhesin for platelets-like. Gene Ontology annotation, biological process: cellular response to hormone stimulus; positive regulation of transcription by RNA polymerase II. The transcript is spliced from 14 exons. Gene Ontology annotation, cellular component: nucleus. The record is from RefSeq and is a predicted model, not a curated record. Lineage: Eukaryota; Metazoa; Arthropoda; Insecta; Diptera; Muscidae. Gene Ontology annotation, molecular function: protein dimerization activity; nuclear receptor binding. Bases 1587 to 8279 code for a protein of 2230 amino acids.
GCCUAAUGAGUAUUUAGUUCGAGUUUGUAUUUCGUUUGGUACGGAUGGGAGGCAGUUAAAGUGUCGCGCCUUCGCGACUUUUAUAAUAAUCACAAUAAUAAUAAUAAUUAUCUUAUAUUACUACAACCACAACAACAACACAAAGCAAAGCAAAAAAAUAAAGAAGAAAAAAAUAAAUAAAUUUGUUUCAACAAAAUUAAAAAAAAAAUAAAUAACAACAACAAAAAAUAAAUAUUCGCUCUCUUUCUCUUGCCACACAUACAACAAAGAAGAAAAGAAGGAAUAUAUAGAUAAAAAAUAUUUAUAUAUAUAAAAUGAUGAGAAGAGGAAAAAAUUAAAAAAUAAAUCUAAAAUAUUUUGAAAUGUGUGUGUGUGGAAAAUUGCAGGAAAAUUCAAAGUUGAUAAAGAAGAAGCAGAAAAGUGUUUGAUUGAUAAUUUUACAAGAAUAUUCAUAAUUGAGUUUGUUGUUUUUGUUGUCUUCUUCACUGCAAAAUGCCGUCGUUCGAAAUGAAUGGAAGAUAGAUGGAAAGAAGAAGAAGAAGUGAAAACGGAAAGGAAAAAAGUGAAGAAAAAUUUUUUUGUUGAGUUUGAAGUGCAAUGCAAAAGGCAUUUGGAAAACAAGAGUUUUUUAGCUGACUCGUUGAAUUCUAUAUAGGAAAAAAAAGAAGAAAAAAAAAACACAAAAGAUUUACUUUAUUUCUUUGGGCCAAAAUGAAAAUGUGUUGAAAAAUAACAAAUGAAUGUUAUUUAAAAAGAAAAUUAUGAAAAAUUACAAAAUGUCUGCAAUAUCUGCAAAUACUUAAAACAAAAUACAAAUACAAUUACCAAACCAACAACAAAUAAAUAAAUAAAAAAAAUCAUAUUUACAAAUGUUAAAAUAUUCUUACAACAAAUAAUAAUAUUUAAAAAAAAUGAAAUCAAUACAAGUUACAUAUAAAGUGUAAAAAAAUUCAUUGUUAACAAAUAAAAGUGUUUACUUAUAAAAAAAUAAAUAUUACAAAAAAUUUUCUAAGACGGUUUCAUAACAUCAACAAAAAUUAAAGAAUUAUUAUUGCACAAAACAACAACAAAUAUUUAUUAUCAACAAAAUACAUAUUUAUUUUGCACAACAAUUUCAAAACAUAAGAAAAUUACAAAAUUAGUGCUACUUGUUGCAAAAUUAACAUUUUGCAUUCUCAAACAAGCCGCUGGACAACCAACUCGCAAAAUUUUGGGAUUAAUACAAUUUUUUUUCUCCAAAACAACAACUAUGGCGAAUUUGUUUAUAACCUAAGAAACAUAGAGGAUAUUGAAAAGAACAACAAAUAUCUAAAAAGUUUGACAAAAAUCUACAAACAAAUAAUUAAAUAAAUAAAACACCAACAACUUCUACGCGUUUUUUCGUUCGUUUAUACGGUUCGUUCGUACGUUUUCGUUUUCGCCAACCGUAUUGUGAUUUUUUUGAAAUUCGGUGUAAUCGUGGAAACAUCAAAAGCCAAGCGACAUAAUAUUGGUGACUUCGUCCAAGUAUCAUCUCCAGCAGUGCGCCGCAAACGGAGGGUAGGGCUUAUCUAACGCUGCUGCUAACAGAUGAGCCCCAACAACACAUGUCAAUUGUUGCAGCCGAAAAUGCAGGGCUUGGCCCAUGUGAUUUACCAGACCAUUGGGCAACAUUGUCGUCGUCACCAUCAUCUCUCUCGCCAAACGCUAAAGCUACAACAACAACAUUUUCGUCAAACACCUUUGGUGCAACCAUUGCAGCCAACGCAAAUUCCCUUGGCAAAAUUAACACUAGCAACAAAAUCAACAACAACAUCAACAGCGGCGGAGGCGGCCUCAGCUAUUCUCCCCACAAAGCAACAACAAACAACAGCACAACAAUUGCUUCGAACGCCGCCGGCAACAUUAGCACUGCCUCAAGGACCCAGUCAACGGCGGCCGCCACAGCAACGAAUACCAUAUCCACAAAGUCGCCAGCGGCAGAGGGGGCCAUUAGCCCCAUUGGCGGUCGGCAAACUCCGGGGAACGGGCGUACAAACAUUUGCAAUCUGCCACGUUCAUCGCCGGCGGCAGCAACAGCUGCUGUAACUGUUUCCAACAAUACUGGAGCAUCAGUGUUAGGUCAGCUGGCACCGGUCGUACCCACAUCAGCCGGUGUUGUACCCCUCCCCACCACUAUUGGAAGUCGAGGUAGUGUGGGAGGCGGUGGAGGGGCUGUCACCUUGAACAACAACAAUCUUAAUAACAACAGCAACAAUAACACAAACACCACCAGCAACACCAACAACGGCAAUACCUCUUUAAACUCUUCGUCGUCGACAUCUUCAUCAUCGUCGUCGUCGUCAUCCACCUCCUCCUCCAACUCAUCAUCAUCAUCGACCGCAACAGCAGCAGCAGCAGCAACGGCGCCAAUCACAGCCACGGAUCGUGUUUCGCCAAAUACAGCUGCUGCCGCAAAUUUGUUGUUGGCCCGUAUAUCUGCUUUGCAGCAGCAGCAGCAACAACAACAACAGCAACAAUUCAAUCUGCAGCAACAACAACAGCAACAAAAUUUAUUUCUGAACACUCAGAAUUCCAAUAGUUUAUUUAACAACAACAAUAACAAUUUGUUAACACAAAAUUUACAACAACAACAGCAGCAGCAACAACAGCUACACAAUCAUCAUCAGCAUCCCCAAUUGGCACAAGCUGCACUGCAUAAAGCUGCUGCAGCCAAUUUUGCUGCCGCUCUCCAACGUCCUGCCAUUAUGAAUGCGGUGGCAUCACCGAUCUCAACCAAUUCAACGACGUCGUCGAAUCGUAAGAUACGCAGGAAAAACGAUUCCAAAGCCAAUUUGCCUCAAUCCCAAAUCAACAAAUGCAACAAUGAGAAACGGCGUCGUGAAUUGGAAAACAAUUAUAUCGAGCAACUAUCCGAAUUUUUACAGCUUAACAGACGCGGUGAUGCAACAUCGAGCAAACCGGAUAAGGCGGCUAUAUUAAAUCAAGUUGUAAAAACGUAUCGUGAUAUUUGUGACAAAGGCCAAAGUCGUGAUAUAUCCUCCUCAACACCAGCUAACACAACAUCAGCCACAACAGCAACAACAUCGUCGACGUUGUCUUCUACGAAUCCAACCAAUGCAACUAGUACGAACAACAACAACAGCAGUAGUAAUAAUAACAACAACCAAACAACCUCAACACGUUGCAGUCGUUGUGCCACCGACAAUUGUUCCAUACAUCCGGUACAACAGGGUGAAGUCUCAUCAACCGAACCGCCACUGCCCGAACCAUCACUGCUAAAUGGACAAGUGCCAGAAAUAUCGGCCUAUUUUGAAGCUUUAGAACAUUACAUCUCUUCGGUCGGCUGGGUUUUGCUGCAGGUUAAUGCCGAAGGCAUUAUCGAGUCCUGUACACAAAAUAUCAAAGAAUUAAUUGGUUAUGAAAAACAAGAAUUAUAUCGUAGACCCUUGUAUGAGUACCUGCAUGCGGGCGAUUAUGCCAAAUUGGAUCCCAUUAUAAAUAAUAUGUCAUCGACCCUUUCGGGAGGAGUAGGAGGUCUGGGCGCAGGUGUUGGUAUUGGCGGCAAUGGUCCCAACAGUGCCGGCAGUGGUAAACACGAUCUAAACUCAGGUUGGGGUCUAGGUGAUGUUGAUGAUCACAAUGGUGGUGGCGGUGGAGGUGUAGGUGGCAUUGUUGGAGGCAAAUCGAAACGUAGCAUUUCGACAAAAGUCCGAAUGUUAGUCAAAGAUACACGUUCGGCAACCCAAACCUCAGGUUCUUCGUCGUCUUCAUCAUCGUCAACAACAACCACAACGACCACAAAUAAUACAGAUAGUAAUUCUAUGGACCAAAAAUCGAAAUUCGAAGAAGUUGUUUUAAUAGCAGCGCCCGUUAAAGACGAUGCUGAUUCUGCCUCUUCUGUUUUAUGUUUAAUUACCCGACCUGAGGACGAAUCGCCUUUGGAAAUGAACAUACAACAACAUGUCCAGCAUCCAACCAUUGAACAGGUUACCUUCAAACUAGACAUACAUGGCAAAAUUAUUACCCUCGAUGCCACAAGCUUGCGUGAACCCUACAAAAAGCAUUUAACCCAAUGGGUGGGACGUUUGCUGCAGGAUCUGUGUCAUCCUCAGGAUUUAUCAGCUUUAAAGACACAUCUCUGUGAUGUCCAAAAUUCAGCGGCCGGGGUAAAUGCGAUCAAUGCCUCACAAUCGCCAGGCAGCAGUGUGGUAUCAAUUAACCCGCCCAUAUCAAAUCAUAUAUCGAAACCAUUUCGCCUUUGUCUGGGGACACCCGAUGUCUAUGUUCAUGUCAAGGCCAAUUCGAGAUUGUUCCUUAACCAUACGCCGGGUGAGAGUGAUUUUAUUAUGUCGGUACACACGCUGCUGAAUGCUGAGAACGAUAUGAACAGCAAUAGCACCAGUAUGCUGAGUGGCAACAGUGGAGGACUACUUACAACCGGUUCAUUGGUAUCAUCUUUGGUUUCCAGCCUAUCAAUGGAUUCCUUGGUGAAUACAAAUUCGAUGUCAUCGCCUUUGGUGAAUGUCUCAGGUUUGGGUGGUUUAGUAGGUGGUGGUGGCGGUGGUAUGCCACCGCAACAGCAGCAGCAUUCGACACAGACAAUAAGUGUGGGCGGACCCCUGAUGACAUCGGCAGUUAUUAAUGGCACCGGCAGCGGGGUUGGCAGUGCAGGAAACAAUAUUGCCAGCGGCUUGGGUUCUGUACAAAGAUCAUCUUCCACAACAGCUACUACCUCGGGCAUUGUCUCCAACAACUCAUCAAUGGUGAACUCGUUUCCCGCCUCUCCGGCCGGCCACGAACCGCCAUCGUUUUAUAGUAACGACUUUGAUUUUGACUUAAGAUCUUCUUCAUUCGAGGCCUGGAAUGAUUCAAGACCGAACUCACGGGCUUCGGUAACAACACCCGUCAGUACACCAAGACCGCCGUCGGCUGGUCAUGGUUAUAGUCCAGCUAUUUGUCCAUCGCCCUCAACGCCGUAUCAAUUGUCAUCUCAUUCGGCGGCUAGUUUGCCCUCUCCACAAUCGAAUGCAAGUCAAUCGGGUGUCGGUGGCGGCGGUGGUAGCAGUGGUGGCGGAAAUCCUUUUGGCAAUUUUGGUUUUCAUUCCUUCGAUAGCAGUAGUGAUAAAAUGGAUAAGGAUCCUAUGAAUAAUAAUAACAACAACAAUAGUGGUAGCAAUAACAACAUGUCUGGUAUGCCAGGAAAUUUACCAAACGGUGGCAAUGGUGGUACCAAUCCCCUAAUGAUGGGUGGUGUUGUUGGUGGCAAUUCUGGUGGUAUGAGUGGGUCUCAACAACAACAGCAGCAGCAGCAGCAACAACAAAGCCAACAACCUCAAAACCCUCCCACAGAAUCGGAACGUUUAAGACAUUUACUUACCAAUAAAACACAUUCAUCAUCAAUGCAUGGCAGCGAUGGAGAUGACAAAGAUAAUUUGUUGAAGGUAAGGAAGAAAGAACUCUAUAAGCAAGAGGAUGACAAGGAGGGUCUGCAGGCGAGCUUAGGUGGUAUGUUUAAAAUGGGCCCUGGUUCUGGUCCUGGAGGCGGUAUGCAGCGCAUGUUCAGCAUGAGUGGCAUGCAGAAACAAGCUAAUUCCAGUAAUCCCAUGUUGCUAUCGCUUCUCAAAUCCGAAGACGAUGAAAACAACAAAGGCAUGUCGUCUAUGGGCCGUUCCAGCGACAUGGUACGCAUUAAGGAUGAACCGCAUGGUUCCCAUCAAAAUCCCAAUAAUUUAACCACCGAAGAAUUGUGUCGAAUUUUGAAGCAUCAAGGUGAUCCGGCUAUGACACGCAAGCGAUCCCUUAACGACCCCGAUGAUGGUCUUUCGGCCAAGAGAUCGGACGAUCGCCCUUCAAAGUUGUGUGAAAGAAAUAAAAUGCUUGCCCGACUGCUAAGUAAUCCGCCAAAGAAUAUUACCAUGAAUAUUACGCCUGUUAUAAAAACAAUUCCGGACAAGGUGCCCACCAGGGGCCCGGGCAAUAUUGUCUCAUCAAUGGGCGGUGGCACAACCAUGGGUCUAAUGCCCGGAAAGGCUUCAACCAUUACAACGAUGGCCAAUAGUGGCAGUAUGAUUGGUCCAGGUGGUCCGGGACGAGGAAGAGGUUUGGCGCAGCAACAAAAACCGUCGCAACAACAACAGCCUUCCGAUGUCUACCUCAAUCAACAACAGCAGCAGCAGCGACAGGGUCUGGAAUCCUCGGCGGUAGGUUCGAAUUUACAACGACUACCACAAUCUCAUCCUCAGCAGCAGGGCAGUCAAAUGGACUUCUCAUCGUCAUCUACAACGGGAGAUCAUCCGUUUGCCACCCCACCUCUUAGCACAACAGCUCCUUCAACAACAGCUACCUCAAAUUCAAGUGCAACAACGGGUACCUCCUCUUCCACAUCCUCCCUCAGCUCCUCCUCCACAUCGGGUAUCUUGGGUGAUGGUGAUCAGGAACUAUCCAAAAUACUGGACAGUGUUAUGGACUAUGUGCCUGAUGACCAGCCGACAGGUCUUACACCGCAACAGAUCAACGAUCAAUUGGCCAUUAGCGAAAUUCAGAAAUCGUUAAUGAGCGAGACAUCGGCUUUUCGUAUGGGUCCCAUGGGUAUGACGGCACAACAAAUGUUGCAACAGCAGCAGCAGCAACAACAAUCCCAGCAGCACCAACAACAGAUGCAACAGCAUCACACACAACUACAACCUCCUGCAUAUCCAGGUAUGGGCGGUGGUGCGGGCAACUUAACGCCCCAACAGAUAAUGCGAAUGCAAGCGUUACAAAAUAUGCGACCCAAUCAGAAUAUGCAAAAAGCUCCACCAAAUUAUCCAGCAAGUGGGCGUGCUGGUCACAUGAAUGCUGUCUCAACGCCGAGCGGUGUAAUGGCGGCACUGUCGCAGUCACACUUUCGUAACAUGACCCAACAGCAAAUGGGUCAACAGCAGCAACAGUUACUGGCUCAUCAGAAAGAUCGGUUGCUGGCGCAACAACAGAAAGAACGUUUACUGCAGCAACAACAAAACCAGUUGAUGCGUGUGCCGGAAAAUGCCACAGCUCGGGAUCAGCUGUGUCUCAAUCCUGGUCUCAACAAUAUAAGUACCUUGCUCAAUACCGUGGCACCCAAUGUCACCUUAUCACGCACAAAUUUACCACCCGACUCACAAUUAAUGUUGCAGCAACAGUUAAGUCCGGGUCAACGCAAUGCACCCUUUAGUCCACAAUCUAAUCCAGGCUAUGGUCCCCAAUAUCCACAAACUGCCGGCCAACGCUUGUCACCGCAACAACAACAGCAGCAACAACAAAUGGCUGCUUUCCAGGCAGGAAAUCCAGCAGCUCAGCUCUCACCCAGGCAACCACAUUUUGGCCAGCCGGGUGGCCCCAAUACCCCAGGUAGUGCUGGUAUACCCUCACCGGGCUUGGGACCCAAUUCCUCACCCCAGCAAUGGGGCGGUGGACCAAAUGCUGGACCACAAAGAGGGCAUUCAUUACAACAGCAUAAUCCAAUGUUAAGUGCACAAUUACAGGGAGUUAGUCCUUACAAUGCUAGACAAUAUCAACAACAACAACGAGGACGAGGCUUAAAUUCACCCAGUGGCACUGGACCUCAAGGUCCUUCGGGUCCGGGUAUUAUUGGCGGACCUCAGGGUCCAAAUGCUGCAGCUGCUGCCGCUGGUCUCCAGCGCCAGAAUUCAUUUCAGACAAACGAUAGUGGUUUUACACCGACACCAAAUUCCCCAUCACCCCAAUCACCCUUUGCAGCUGGCAAUGCAUUCCAACAACAACAACAAAACCAGCAACAACAAAUGCAACGUAUGCAACGGCAAAGUAGCAUACCGCAAGCAACUCAACAUUUGCCAGCUGGUAAUCCCGCCUCUUCAGAUUAUGUUAAGCAAGAAUUGCGCGCUGUGGUCAGUGGUCGUGCAGCUGCUGCGGCAAAUUCUGGUGGAGGUAAUGGUGUGCCCGGCGGUGGUGGUAACAGUGGUAAUCCGGGUGGCGGUAUACCUGGUGGUUUACGUGUUGGCACACCUCAAAGUCCAUUGGGCGCCCAGACACCGCAAGGCGGCGUUGGUGUUCCCGGAUCGAUGCAGCAGCACGGUACAAACCAUACAAAUCCUAUGGCCAUGACCCAACAACAACAGCAGCAGCAGCAACAGCCCCAGACACCAAGUAGUGGUAAUGGUUCAACCAAUAGUUCCGGUGUUGUAGGCAGCAGUAGUACAAGUGGUGGUGUUGCAUCAAUGUUACACUCAUCACCGGAUCCAACGAUGAGCUUUAGUUUUGAUACACAAGACUUCUUCGGUAGCAGCACUACAAGGUGACCCUAAAAUACGUUUUUAAUUUAAAGUGUCAACACACGAGCAUCUUCAUACCAGCAAAAUGAAAAUAAAAAACCACAACAACAACAAAUUGAAAACCUAAAUGGCGAAAUGAGAAACAAUGUCAUUUCCUCUAUAUAUACAACAACAACAAAAACACAACCAAUCAACUAUCCAUCCAUCCAUUCAUGCUCCCAACUAUAAUAUUUCCUGGUUGUUCAAAAGAAAAACGAGAUAUUUUUUUGUUCCAGAAACCCAACAAAACCAACCAACCAACACUGCAGCAGCAUAUUAUGAAAACUGAUGAAAUUACAAAUAAACACACAUACACACGUUCUACGUAACAUUUAGGUGCAAUAGUCUGUUCUUUUUUUACUAAAAAUAUAUAUACAUACAUAUAUACAUACAUGCAUAGUACAUAUACCUACCUAAGUAUAUAACAAAAAACAACUGCAAACAUGAAAAAUACACACACACAUACAUACACAGCGUAAGCAUUUAUUUAAAUUUAAUUAAGUGAAAAAAAAAAUAAAAAACGAAAUGAAAUAAAAAGUAAAACACAAAAAAUAACGAUGAGGAUGAUGAUGAUGAUAGUAUGUUUUGAAUUUAAGAACAACUUGAAAUAAAAGUAAAAAAAAAGAAAUAUUAAUUAAAAUGCAUUUUUAUAAGAAACAAAAUAAAAAAAAUAAUUGAAAAUAAUUUUUUUAUGUUUAAAAUAAUGAAAUACGAAAAUUAUAAAAAAAGAAGGAGAAACUAGAACCCUAAAAACCUAGCAUAAGUGCAAAGCAAAAAAUCCGGAUAUAUAAGAAAAGUAAUAGAAGAAGAAGAAGCCAAGCCGCCAGCCAGCCAGCCAUGCCGUUGGAUUCUUAAACGAAACCUGAUGAAAAUAUAGGGAAAAUGGCUGCAUGUUAUUUGUAUGAAAAAGAAAA